This is a messenger RNA of Oryza sativa Japonica Group (Japanese rice), 1239 nucleotides long. RefSeq names its product ADP-ribosylation factor-like protein 3. Gene Ontology annotation, molecular function: GTPase activity; GTP binding. Gene Ontology annotation, cellular component: Golgi apparatus. Lineage: Eukaryota; Viridiplantae; Streptophyta; Magnoliopsida; Poales; Poaceae. The record is from RefSeq and is a predicted model, not a curated record. Gene Ontology annotation, biological process: intracellular protein transport; Golgi to plasma membrane protein transport; protein localization to Golgi apparatus.
UUCGUAUAAAACCUUUUUCGCGUGAUACAGUGGCGGUCUCCUCUCCUGUCGUGCGUGCGUGCCGGAGACGACGAGGCGAACGCACGCGACGGCGACCGCCGCCGCCGCCGCCGACGAGGGCCGAGAACGACGUCACCGGUUUUGCUUCUCCGGACGUAUUGUGUUAGUGGACCAUUAGUAGAGCUGAUAGUUGAGAGAAAAGUCCUACAACAAUGUUCUCCUUGUUCUAUGGUCUAUGGCAGCAUGUCUUCAGCAAGGCAGAGUUCCAUGUAGUUAUCCUUGGAGUUCACAAGGCUGGGAAGACGACCUUGCUAGAAAAGGUGAAGUCAAUCUAUUUGAAAGAGGAAGGCCUUCCACAUGAUCGUAUCGUUCCAACAGUUGGGCUUAAUAUUGGACGUAUUGAAGAUGCCAAUGUAAAACUUGUUUUCUGGGAUCUGGGAGGCCAGCCUGGCCUACGAACAAUCUGGGAGAAAUAUUACGAAGAGGCACAUGCUGUCAUAUAUGUUAUUGACUCUGCUGCUGCAUCAUCAUUUGAAGAUGCCAAAUCUGCUCUGGAGAAAGUUCUUCAUCACGAGGAUCUGCAAGGAGUGCCUCUACUCAUAUUUGCAAACAAGCAGGAGUUACCAGCAGCUGUGACAGAGGAAGAGCUGGCUAGGCAUCUUCACCUUAAAGGGUUAGACGAGAGGCCAUAUAUGUUCCAGGCUGGAUCUGCCUACGACGGGACGGGAAUCAAAGCUGGUAUUGACUGGUUGGUGGAAGAAAUGGAAAGGAGUAAACGCACCGAGGUGCUGAUGGCGCGUACAGAAACAGCUGAGAAGAUUUAACACACCAUAAGCCAGACCCCCUGUCACAGAUGCAUAUGUCGUUUGAGGAGUAUGGCUCCUAUAAAUCUCGCGAAUAUAACAAAUUGGCAUCCUCUUGCCUUCUCCAGGCUACGCGGUGAGAAGAAAAAAUGUCCUUGGUUGUGCGGUUUCUUGCAGGCUUUGCAGCUGUACACUUGGGUAGGAAGCCUGCUGUUGUAACGACAGAGGCGGGGUAUUCCUUGGUUUAUUGAUUCUCAUAGGCUCAUAGCACACAUAAAUGUACCUAAAGUCAUGCGACUUUUUUCUUCAUAUUGAACGGAACAAGAACGACAAUGUAGAGCACAGAGAAGUUUUGUACAUCUGUGAGAAGAAAAAAAAUGCAUUUUGUACUUUAUCGUUCAUGUUGACUUGGUGCAAUAGUUGCAACUACGUGCCA